AUGGAUGAUGAGUUAGUUCCUGAGUCUCCAAUUCACGUAGAUCAAAUGGGCCAUUCUUCACCUGUGAUGGAUUCUGCACUCAAGUCGAAUCUCGAGGUGACUAGAAAUCCUGAUGGUUCUGUGGAAACUUCUAAAGUAGACACACCCAUUAAUGCAGGCAUCACUAUGAACAUAUCUCAUAUAGACGAAAAUGUCCUUAUGGGUGAAGGAAUAUCGUAUACAGCUGCCCAAGACAAUCAGUCUCUUGUUGUCUCAUCUACCUUCGAAACACCACUUGUUGAAACCAUAGUUUCGUUACCUCCAUUUAUACUUCCUACUUUAACCAAAUCACCUCCGUCAACUCAUUCACCCACUUUUGAUAAUAUCAUGCAACAAUCCAUUGCUUCUUUAUUCCCAUCCCAAUCCACAGAAGGUCCCAAAAUUGUUAAUGAUGAUCAAGCAGAUGAUGUUAUAGGUAUUGAUGUGGAUGUCAUGUUGAAAUCUUACGAACAUCAUCUUCAGGAGUCACUUGAUCGAAUUGACAAGAAUAAUGAAUUAAGGGUUAAAGUUGAAUAUGAGAACUUUAAUGGAGCCAUUCGAGCUUUGAAGGAUGCUGCAAAGGAACAACAUGUUUUGUAUGUCCAAGAUUUCAAGGCCAUUCAUAGAAUGUAA
Lactuca saligna is the source of this 651-nucleotide messenger RNA. Lineage: Eukaryota; Viridiplantae; Streptophyta; Magnoliopsida; Asterales; Asteraceae. The record is from the annotation of a GenBank genome assembly.